CACAAAAAGUCUUUUCUUUUCUUGUUGUUCUAGGAAUUUUAGUUUUGGCUUUUGCUCAUUCUUUACAUCUUUUAUUAAGGCGUACUAGUGAAUAUUCUUAUAAUCAACCAAGUUUUUUUGAUGAUGCUAAUAAUCCUUGGAACCUUGUUCCAACAUAUCAAUUCAUUUCAUCUAAUGGUACUGUUGGAGAAUCAACUCUUAUUGAAACUCCAGAUGAUAAUAUGAAUUGGUUUACAAUGUUUGGCACUUCUGUUUUGGCCGUAUAUUUUAUGCUAACAGGUAUUAUAUUGUAUAAUAAUAAUCAUAGCUGA
Messenger RNA from Racocetra persica, 311 nucleotides. The record is from the annotation of a GenBank genome assembly. Lineage: Eukaryota; Fungi; Glomeromycota; Glomeromycetes; Diversisporales; Gigasporaceae.